Molecule: messenger RNA, 5187 nt
Organism: Echinops telfairi (small Madagascar hedgehog)
Lineage: Eukaryota; Metazoa; Chordata; Mammalia; Afrosoricida; Tenrecidae
Gene: SYNGAP1
Product: synaptic Ras GTPase activating protein 1
Exons: 17
Coding region: 540-4808 (1422 amino acids)
Biological process (GO): regulation of GTPase activity; negative regulation of Ras protein signal transduction
Source: RefSeq, a predicted model, not a curated record
UCUGUAAUCAGGUAAGCUCCCUCGAUUCGUUUAGUUUCCAGAUGUUUAGCUCUCGGAAUCUCAUUACCCAAAUUUCCCACUCCCCCCUCCGCCCUGCCUGCUUUUCUUGCCCAAUUGUGCAGCUUUCCUGUUUCCCGUACAGAUGGGUGGCGUCACUUCCCUGGUCCUUGCCAUCUGCUAUUUGGAUGCCCUCCCUCGUCCCAGGCACCUGCCGCAAAUCUCUCUUUUCACUUCCGAUAACUUUGCUGCACGUCUAACUUUUUUAUUUUCCCAAGGUGGCCGGAGAGCUCAUUUGCCUUUCUCUGGCCCCCGAUGCGCCCUCGCUGACGUUUUGCAGUUCCACUCCCUGAGCCACCUUCUGUCUUUCUUCUUCCAACUCUGCUGACCCCACUGCCUCUCCCCACUCUCCCCAGUUGUGUAGACUCAGCUCCUGGUCCAUUAGAGGUGCCAGUUACCUCACCUUCACCUGUGCUCUCGAGGGGGUGGGGUCCCUUCCCCCACUUUUUGUCUUCUUGCCAUUUUAGGCCCCCCUCUCUCAAAUGCAUAGUGUCUCCCUUACAGUUUCUGUCUCUGCCCCCCCAGAUGUACGGGGACCCCCUAUGCACCGAACCCAAUACGUUCAUUCCCCGUACGAUCGUCCUGGUUGGAACCCUCGGUUCUGCAUCAUCUCUGGGAACCAGCUGCUCAUGCUGGAUGAGGACGAGAUACACCCCCUUCUGAUCCGGGACCGGAGGAGCGAGUCCAGUCGCAACAAACUGCUGAGACGCACAGUCUCCGUGCCGGUGGAGGGGCGGCCCCACGGCGAGCAUGAGUACCACUUGGGUCGCUCGAGGAGGAAGAGCGUCCCAGGGGGGAAGCAGUACAGCAUGGAGGCCGCCCCCGCUGCACCCUUCCGUCCCUCGCAAGGCUUCCUGAGCCGGCGGCUAAAAAGCUCCAUCAAACGGACGAAGUCGCAACCCAAACUUGACCGGACCAGCAGCUUCCGCCAGAUCCUGCCUCGCUUCCGAAGUGCUGACCAUGACCGGGCCCGGCUGAUGCAGAGCUUUAAGGAGUCACACUCCCAUGAGUCCUUGCUGAGUCCUAGCAGUGCAGCGGAAGCCUUGGAGCUCAACUUGGAUGAAGAUUCCAUUAUUAAGCCUGUGCACAGCUCCAUCCUGGGCCAGGAGUUCUGUUUUGAGGUAACCACAUCCUCAGGAACAAAAUGCUUUGCCUGUCGGUCUGCAGCCGAAAGGGACAAGUGGAUCGAGAACUUGCAGCGGGCAGUCAAGCCCAACAAGGACAACAGCCGCCGGGUAGACAACGUGCUCAAGCUGUGGAUCAUAGAGGCCCGGGAGCUGCCUCCCAAGAAGCGGUACUACUGUGAGCUGUGCCUCGAUGACAUGCUGUAUGCGCGCACCACCUCCAAGCCCCGCGCAGCCUCAGGGGACACGGUCUUCUGGGGUGAGCACUUUGAGUUCAACAACCUGCCAGCCGUCCGGGCCCUCCGGCUGCAUCUGUACCGUGACUCGGACAAGAAGCGCAAGAAGGACAAGGCGGGCUACGUUGGCCUGGUGACUGUGCCUGUGGCCACGCUGGCUGGGCGCCACUUCACAGAGCAAUGGUACCCUGUAACCCUGCCAACUGGCAGUGGGGGGUCCGGGGGCGUGGGGGCAGGAGGGGGAGGCGGCUCUGGGGGAGGCUCAGGGGGCAAGGGCAAAGGAGGGUGCCCAGCGGUGAGACUUAAAGCACGUUACCAAACAAUGAGCAUCCUGCCCAUGGAGCUAUAUAAAGAGUUUGCGGAAUAUGUCACCAACCAUUAUCGGAUGCUGUGUGCUGUGCUGGAGCCCGCCCUGAAUGUCAAGGGCAAGGAGGAGGUUGCCAGCGCCCUGGUUCACAUCCUGCAGAGCACAGGCAAGGCCAAGGAUUUCCUUUCAGACAUGGCCAUGUCUGAAGUGGACCGGUUCAUGGAGCGGGAGCACCUCAUCUUCCGAGAGAACACGCUCGCCACUAAAGCCAUAGAAGAGUACAUGCGCCUGAUUGGUCAGAAAUACCUCAAGGAUGCUAUUGGGGAGUUCAUCCGUGCUCUGUAUGAGUCUGAGGAGAACUGUGAGGUGGACCCCAUCAAGUGCACGGCGUCCAGUCUGGCAGAGCACCAGGCCAACCUGCGAAUGUGCUGUGAGUUGGCCCUGUGCAAGGUGGUCAACUCCCAUUGCGUCUUCCCGAGGGAGCUGAAAGAGGUGUUUGCGUCUUGGCGACUGCGCUGCGCAGAGCGAGGCCGGGAGGACAUCGCUGACCGGCUGAUCAGCGCCUCGCUCUUCCUGCGCUUCCUCUGCCCAGCCGUCAUGUCGCCCAGUCUCUUUGGGCUCAUGCAGGAGUACCCAGACGAGCAGACCUCGCGGACCCUCACACUCAUCGCCAAGGUCAUCCAGAACCUGGCCAACUUUUCCAAGUUCACGUCCAAGGAGGACUCCCUGGCGUUCAUGAACGAGUUUCUGGAGCUGGAGUGGGGCUCCAUGCAGCAGUUCUUGUACGAGAUCUCUAACCUGGACACACUGACCAACAGCAGCAGCUUUGAGGGCUACAUCGACUUGGGCCGAGAGCUCUCCACGCUGCAUGCCCUGCUCUGGGAGGUGCUGCCCCAGCUCAGCAAGGAAGCCCUCUUGAAGCUGGGCCCCCUGCCCCGGCUCCUCAACGACAUCAGCACGGCUCUGAGGAACCCUAACAUCCAACGGCAGCCGAGCCGCCAGAGCGAGCGGGCCCGGCCUCAGCCUAUGGUGCUGCGGGGUCCAUCAGCCGAGAUGCAGGGCUACAUGAUGCGGGACCUCAACAGCUCCAUCGACCUUCACUCCUUCAUGGCUCGAGGCCUCAACAGCUCGAUGGACAUGGCUCGCCUCCCCUCCCCAACCAAGGAGAAGCCGCCGCCGCCGCCGCCGCCGGGCGGGGGUAAAGACCUGUUCUACGUGAGCCGCCCACCCCUGGCCCGUUCCUCGCCGGCAUACUGCACGAGCAGCUCGGACAUCACGGAGCCGGAGCAGAAGAUGCUGAGUGUCAACAAGAGCGUGUCCAUGCUGGACCUGCAGGGCGAUGGGCCCGGUGGCCGUCUCAACAGCAGCAGUGUUUCCAACCUGGCAGCUGUGGGCGACCUGCUGCACUCAAGCCAGGCCUCACUGACAGCGGCCUUGGGGCUGCGGCCUGCACCUGCUGGACGCCUCUCCCAGGGGAGUGGCUCUUCCAUCACGGCCGCCGGCAUGCGCCUCAGCCAGAUGGGUGUCACCACGGACGGGGUCCCUGCCCAGCAACUUCGCAUCCCCCUGUCCUUCCAGAACCCUCUCUUCCACAUGGCGGCUGAUGGGCCCGGCCCCCCAGGGGGCCACGGAGGGGGUGGUGGCCACGGCCCACCUUCCUCCCAUCACCACCACCACCACCACCACCACCACCGAGGUGGAGAGCCCCCCGGGGACACCUUUGCCCCGUUCCAUGGCUAUAGCAAGAGUGAGGACCUCUCCUCAGGGGUCCCCAAGCCCCCCGCUGCCUCCAUCCUUCACAGCCACAGCUACAGUGACGAGUUCGGGCCCUCUGGUACUGACUUCACCCGUCGGCAGCUCUCACUGCAGGACAACCUGCAGCACAUGCUGUCCCCUCCCCAGAUCACCAUCGGUCCCCAGAGGCCAGCCCCCUCAGGGCCUGGAGGCGGGAGUGGUGGUGGGGGCAGCGGUGGGAGUGGCGGAGGCCAGCCGCCGCCAUUGCAGAGGGGCAAGUCUCAGCAGUUGACGGUCAGCGCUGCCCAGAAACCCCGGCCUUCCAGCGGGAAUCUGUUGCAGUCCCCGGAGCCGAGUUACGGCCCCGCUCGUCCUCGCCAACAGAGCCUCAGCAAGGAGGGCAGCAUUGGGGGCAGCGGGGGCAGCGGUGGCGGAGGAGGGGGUGGGGGGCUCAAGCCCUCCAUCACCAAGCAGCAUUCUCAGACACCAUCCACGCUGAACCCCACAAUGCCAGCCUCUGAACGAACAGUGGCCUGGGUCUCCAAUAUGCCUCACCUGUCGGCCGACAUCGAGAGCGCCCACAUCGAGCGGGAAGAGUACAAACUUAAGGAGUACUCUAAAUCGAUGGAUGAGAGCCGGCUGGAUAGGGUGAAGGAGUACGAGGAGGAGAUCCACUCACUGAAGGAACGGCUGCACAUGUCCAACCGGAAGCUGGAGGAGUAUGAGCGGAGGCUGCUGUCCCAGGAAGAGCAGACCAGCAAGAUCCUGAUGCAGUACCAGGCCCGGCUGGAGCAGAGCGAGAAGAGGCUGCGGCAGCAGCAGGUGGAGAAGGACUCGCAGAUCAAGAGCAUCAUUGGCAGGCUGAUGCUGGUGGAGGAGGAGCUGCGCCGGGACCACCCCGCCAUGGCUGAGCCGCUGCCCGAGCCCAAGAAGAGGCUGCUCGACGCUCAGGUGGAAAUUACAAUGUCAUUUAUCUUCUCCGUGUCCCAUCCCCAUCCAUCCCACCGUCCUUCGUGCACUCACCACACUGACCAGCCCAGCCCCAUGGCCAUCUGUCUCUCCCCCUGUCCCCGCAGCCGCCCAGCGACCCCCAUCUUCAUCCCAUUGUCUGCCUUUGUCACUCCCAGCAGUGUCCACCCCCUCUCUGCCUCCCGACCCUGUCUUUCCCGUGCCUUUCUGCCUCUCGGUGCCUUGGCCGAGACUCCCCAUACCACCAUGCAGUGCCUGGAACCCCUGUUCCUCACUGCCCCUCCGGUUCCAGCCCGGGGGUGCAGCCUCUUCCCGGCUCUUCUCAGGCCUGGGCAGGUUAGAAGCUGCAGUGUGUUAACACUGGAGCACAGGGGAGCAUGAGUGCUAGUCUCCCCAGGCUCUGGAGGGUACUCUGGGGAUUUGCGGUUCCCUCACCUCUGUUCUAUUGGCUCUCCGAGUUCCCUGGCCCGUAGCGGCUCCUGGGCCGCUUCCUCCAGCCUCCUAGGCCACCUCCUCCCUCCUGGUUUAAGUGUGGCCUGCCUGGGGCCUUCCUGCCCCUCUGGUCCUCACACCUGAAGUGUUCUCCGGCUCCUGCUGCCCUCCCUGUCCUCACCGGCCAGCUUUCAGGGCCUCCCUUGCGCCCCACCCCUGUUGUCCUCAAAUUCUGCUCUUUCCUGCCACGCUCCUCCUUCCUCCGCUCAGACCACCAGGCUGCUUUCAGCAGAACCGCCAAGGCCCUGACCCCUGACCCCACUCUCUC